Odobenus rosmarus divergens (Pacific walrus) is the source of this 1768-nucleotide messenger RNA. RefSeq names its product thioredoxin-related transmembrane protein 2 (gene TMX2). The coding region runs from base 127 to 1017 and encodes 296 amino acids. Gene Ontology annotation, molecular function: disulfide oxidoreductase activity. The record is from RefSeq and is a predicted model, not a curated record. Lineage: Eukaryota; Metazoa; Chordata; Mammalia; Carnivora; Odobenidae. The transcript is spliced from 8 exons. Gene Ontology annotation, biological process: brain development. Gene Ontology annotation, cellular component: membrane-bounded organelle.
GAUAUAUACUUCCGGGCGCAGAGGCAGUGCAUCCGAGACUAGACCCAAAGGAAGUCUCAAUGGUGGGAGAGGCGGGACCAGACCUCCAGACGCCGAAGCUGGGCGGGCUCUGCAAAGGCCGGAAAGAUGGCGGUCCUGGCACCUUUAAUUGCUCUGGUGUAUUCGGUGCCACGGCUUUCACGAUGGCUGGCCCGACCUUACUAUCUUUUGUCAGCCCUGCUUUCUGUUGCAUUCCUACUCGUGAGGAAGCUACCCCCUCUCUGCAACAGUCUCCCCACGCAACGCGAAGACGGCAACCCGUGUGACUUUGACUGGAGAGAAGUAGAGAUCCUGAUGUUCCUCAGUGCCAUUGUGAUGAUGAAGAACCGCAGAUCCAUCACUGUGGAGCAACAUAUAGGCAACAUCUUCAUGUUUAGUAAAGUGGCCAAUGCAAUUCUUUUCUUCCGUCUGGAUGUUCGCAUGGGCCUGCUUUACAUCACACUCUGCAUAGUGUUCCUGAUGACGUGCAAACCUCCCCUGUAUAUGGGCCCUGAGUACAUCAAGUACUUCAAUGAUAAAACCAUUGAUGAAGAGCUAGAGCGGGACAAGAGGGUCACUUGGAUUGUGGAGUUCUUUGCCAAUUGGUCUAAUGACUGCCAGUCGUUUGCUCCUAUCUAUGCUGACCUCUCCCUCAAGUACAACUGUACAGGGCUAAAUUUUGGGAAGGUGGAUGUUGGACGCUACAGUGAUGUUAGUACACGGUACAAAGUGAGCACGUCGCCCCUCACCAAGCAGCUCCCUACCCUGAUCCUAUUCCAAGGUGGCAAGGAGGUCAUGCGGCGGCCACAGAUUGACAAGAAAGGACGAGCUGUCUCUUGGACCUUCUCUGAGGAGAAUGUGAUCCGAGAAUUCAAUUUGAAUGAACUAUAUCAACGGGCCAAGAAGCUAUCAAAGGCUGGAGAUAAUACCCCUGAGGAGCAGCCUGUGGCCUCAACCCCCACGGAAGUGCCAGAUGGGGAAAGCAAGAAGGACAAAUAGAAUCCCUGCCUUGUCAGUACUUCCUCACCUUUGAGGCGCUGCCCCUCCUGUAACCACAAGCCUUGCCUGAGGCCUGGGCCUUUUAUUUAUGUUUUCUCCUUCGGCUAUCCCUGAGUGGGGCAGGGGGCUGCUUCUGAUUUUAAAGAGGCUUCCGGGGAAUUGACAGGCAUCCUCCAGGACAGCCUCCACUGCUGUGGCCAACUUUCACUGGAAGAAGGGAGAAAUCUACCAUGGAUGAGGAAAUGCUUUCCCUCCAAGCUUGGGUCAGUUAUCAGUUACUGUCCACCACUCACAUGUCUCCACCAUGCUGUGUUUUCAUCCCUCCUCUUAGUGGACCUACAUACAGUCUGCUUAGAUUAUAUUCAACCUAACAGAAGAUGCCUCUGUAUGGAGUCUGCGCUAGGAUUUUUCCCUCAAGGACCCUUGCUUAUUUAGGCACUUCUGGCUGGUCUGUGGCCUUCUUUAAAAAGUAUAAGGCUAAUUUUGCCACUGGUCCCAAGGAGACACCUUUAACCACUGAGUGUACUCAUUGAAGAUAAUAUUGAAUAAUCCCCCUAUUUUUUGGAGUUUGGGAGGAAGGGGAAUAGGCUUGAGACAUUCCUUUGUGUGGUGGGGCCUCCCGGAGAAAGCCGUUGGGCAGGAAUGGGGUUUCCACUUACUCUCCUACCUACUCCCAACACCCAGUUGAUGGUUUUCCAUAAUAAAGAAACUGGGAUUUCCUUUUGUUUGCGCCUUUGUGUGUUCCUCGCCC